This is a messenger RNA of Panicum hallii, 1177 nucleotides long. RefSeq names its product rho GTPase-activating protein 4-like. The record is from RefSeq and is a predicted model, not a curated record. Gene Ontology annotation, molecular function: GTPase activator activity. Lineage: Eukaryota; Viridiplantae; Streptophyta; Magnoliopsida; Poales; Poaceae. Gene Ontology annotation, biological process: signal transduction. The transcript is spliced from 2 exons. Bases 191 to 1048 code for a protein of 285 amino acids.
UCUUCCACCUAGAUUCCUGCCGCUCCCUACUCGGUCUCCAUCAACUCCUCUCUCUUCUCUUCUGGCCUCCUCCUCCGAUCGAUCCAUCAACUGCUUGACCAGACCAUUCAUUAUUGCAUCUGCUAGCUGCGGGCCUCCGAUCCGAUCCGAUCCGAUCGAGCGAGAGGAGAGACAACUUACGACGAUAUACAUGAUGCAGGGCGGCGGCGGUGACGACGACGAGACCGCCGCCGCCGCCGGAGGCCUUGUCGACAACCACCGGCGGCGGCAGCAGCAGCAGCAGCCGCUGAUGAUGGAGAUCGGGUGGCCGACGGACGUCCGGCACGUGGCACACGUGACGUUCGACCGUUUCCACGGCUUCCGCGGCGUGCCCGAGGAUCUGCAGCCGGAGGUGGAGGUGCGGGGGGCGCCCAGCGCCAGCAAGACGGUGUUCGGCGUGUCCACCGAGUCGAUGCAGUGCUCCUAUGAUGCCAGGGGGAACAGCGUCCCCACCAUCCUGCUCCACCUGCAGCGCCGCCUCUACGACCAGGGCGGCCUCGCGACGGAGGGCAUCUUCAGGAUCACCGCCGAGGCCGGCCAGGAGCAGCGCGCCAGGGACCAGCUCAACACCUCCGGCGUCGUGCCCGACGGCGUCGACGUGCACUGCCUGGCGGGCCUCAUCAAGGCCUGGUUCCGGGAGCUCCCCGGCGGGCUGCUGGACGCGCUGCCGGCGGACGAGGUGAUGCGGUGCCAGACGGAGGACGACUGCGUCCGCCUCUGCGCCACCAGGCUGACGCCGCCCAAGGCCGCCCUCCUCGACUGGGCCGUCAACCUCAUGGCCGACGUCGCAAGGGAGGAGAAGGCCAACAAGAUGGGCACGAGAAACGUCGCCAUGGUCUUCGCGCCAAACAUGACGCAGAGCGUGGAUCCCCUGACGGCGCUCAAGUACGCGGUGCAGGUGAUGAACUUGCUCAACAUGCUCAUCGAGAGGGCGCUCAAGAAGCACCAACCAUCACCGCCCGAUCAUCCAUCGUCGUCGUCUUCCUCUGCUGCUGCUGCUCGUCCAUAAUUCAUCAUGACACAGAUCAAUCAAUUAAAGCUACCACUGAUAGAUAGACUAUUAUUUCACUCAUUCAUUGAUUGAUGUACUAUCUAUCUAGUUGCUUUGCUUGGCGUGUGAAUUAUAUUCAAGCUGACU